Messenger RNA from Pomacea canaliculata, 2158 nucleotides. RefSeq lists its product as uncharacterized. The record is from RefSeq and is a predicted model, not a curated record. Gene Ontology annotation, molecular function: protein binding. The coding region runs from base 136 to 837 and encodes 233 amino acids. NCBI's taxonomy places the organism in Eukaryota, Metazoa, Mollusca, Gastropoda, Architaenioglossa, Ampullariidae. The transcript is spliced from 6 exons.
AUGUGAAGUCUACUAAGUAGUUUCAAAUAUCUUCUUUCCACGGCUGCUUUGGGCUGAAUAUCUUGUAACAGAGUUGUUUCAAAGACCAAGGUUUGGCUAUUGUUCUCUCUGUGUGUUUGAUGCAAAGGCUCCACAAUGGAUAUCACAGAGCUGAUCGUGUUGGUGACAUUGACUUUAGCUUCACCAGCUGAUAGUAAACACCAUUCAGGCUCAAGAGAACCGCUUCCUACCCUGUCGACUUUACAAGAUGCUUUACAUGCCCUCAAGAUGAAGACUGAGGCCUUGGAAGAAAAGCUUGGUGACAUAGAAUCGGUUGUUCGUACACUUCAGGCAUUCAUCAAGACCAUGGAAUCAAAUACUGGUGACAUGGUUCCCCACGAGACUUUUGAUGCUCUAGAGAUGAUUAUUCAGUAUUACAAGGAAAAUUUGAAGGGUAAAGACGUUUCUUUUCGUGCUACAUUUAAAAAAGAAGUAACUUUGAUCGAAGAAGGGAUAAUAAAGUUUGACCAUGUAGUAACAAACGAAGGCGAUGCCUACAAUGCUUCCUCCGGUAUCUUCACGGCGCCUGUCGCGGCCGACUACAUCUUCGGGGCUCAGAUCAUCACGCCCUUUCCGUCAUCCCCACUACACUUAGAAUUGAAUGUUCUGGGUAAAAAUUGGCAUAGAAUAUUUAAACCAGGAACAGACCAUGAAGUUAAAUUUUUAUUUUUCCAAAACAUACCUCUAGCGGCCGGAGACACGUCGUUUGUUAUGAACAAAGGCCCACAGAACAUUUCUGCAACGCCAGAAAGCUUUUUCAUCGGCGGGAUUGCAACACAAAUUCAACAUUCCAAAUGAAAAAAAAGAUGCUAGAUAUUUCUAUGUUCUCGCCCUAAACAUUUGACUUUUUUCUUCUUUCUUUCUUUCUAAAACUAAGGGGCCUGAGAUUGUAUAGCUCUAGUGAAACUCAAGGGGGUUGUCUCUUCUUGUUGGCUCGAAGGGAGCGCACUCUGUCUUCUUCUCGCCCAGUGAUGUUCGUCCUCCUUCGUGUGUCCCAUGGCUGUGUGUUUGUUGUUGGGCCGCAGCCAACCUUCUGACCUGGUCUUUGCUUACCUGCGCCAUGUCGUGUCCACUGACACACCAUCUUGCCCUCUAACGGUCUCUGGAAGCUUGGUCACCGUGCCUCCACCUCUCCAGACUAUUUCUCCGGAACAUGCACUUCCUUCAUAUCGAGCUGUUUCACACUGAUAUGCAAAUGAAGGUCGUAUCUCUCCUGGCGAACAAACAAAACUCGUCUUAUGAUGGUCACUGUUUACAGCAAAGGUACAUAACCGACAAUUUAAAAACAUUAAUUAACUUGAAGGAGUUGUCGUUUUGCAAAGGCAGUGCAAAAUUUAACUUAAAGUUUACAGAUUACACUUUCCCUUACUUUUACAUGUAAAAACUAAUAAGACAUGUAGGAAUGAAAAGACGAUGUUGAGAUAUAGUAAGAUGGCAUAGCAAUCAACUAAAAAUUAGUCCUGAGUAGAUUUAUAAAUAUUUUAAGACCUAUCAUCAAUGUGAAGGUGACGAAUACUCGUUUUUUUAAAAAAAAAUACUUAUUGAGUGCCAGAACAUUCAUUGAUCUUAGCCCUUGUAGUACGAUUUUAACCUUUGCUGCAACUGAUUGAAUGGCUGGUUGGUUGUAUUUCCCUCUGGAGCAGUGGAGUAAGCUUCGGUUUUCCACCACAAGAAUCCAACAAGAGUAAUUAUUAUAAUGAUGCCGGUAGCACCCAAGUGCUCUUUCAGUAACAGGGACUAAGCAUCGGAGGCGAGCUGUCCCAUAUGAUUUUGUGUUGUCACAUGACACAGCUCAAUAGUGUUUGUCGAGUGUAUUUCGGAUCUUUAGCGAGUGCACAAGUGAUUUGUUGUCCUAGUCUGCCAUGUUUUAAGAUGGCUAAGACCAGAAUGUGUUUCAAAUAAUGUCCAAGCACCGUAUCCUGUGUUCAGCUAUAAUGUGUAAACAAAUACUACGACAGUUCUUCUUUCCUCCCUUUUUGAAAUUUAAAAAGUAUAUUUUGACAGCUCUUAUUUUUUUAUUGAGAUGUAAACAAUCUUUGUCCUGUUUGUCAAUUCCUUCUCUGUAAUGAAUGUAUACUUAUUUUAUUUUCUUUAAAAAUAAAGGCGAACAGGUAAUAUC